CGGUUGAACAUCUUUCUAUUUGCUGUAGCGCAAGUCUUCUUACCAUGUUCGCGAUACUAUCUAUUUCCAAAAAUGCCCCCCCGUUGUUGCACACUUCAACUCCUGAUUGCUAGCUACAACACAGCGUGUUUCAGUUCAACAUGGUGGACAGUGAUCCACUAGUUCCCGUCCAACAAUCGGUCUAGUAUCCAAAACUAUGGGACACAAAGCUCUCUUACGAAUUUCCUCCAAACACAUCGGCAUAAAAAGAUUGACCAUCAGUACACACGAAUACCUCCUCUCUCUUAUUCCUCACGAAGACCGAAAAGAUGCAACGCAUGACGCCCCCAUACAUCCCAGCACCUCCAAGCCAAAUAACACGCAUAUCACCCCAGCGCUUCUUAAACCACGUCCUCCUUUCCGUUGUAGCAACCCUUAUCCCGCAACUCCUUCACCUCCUCCUCCACGUCCCCCUAACCCAUCUCUCCCUAGCCGACUUCAUCAUCAUCCUCCUCCUAUCCUUCAACCCCACAAACAUCCUCAGUCUCGCCUUCCGCCUUUUCUUCCUCGACCUGGGCACUCGCGACCCCCUCCGCAGUGCAUCCUACGGCCUCGCCGUCUCAUCUAUCGUCGCCACGCUACACGGCGUCACUCUACUGCUUGGUCGAGUGGUGGGUUUACAGCGCGCCAGCAUGCUGCCGUGCAUUUUUGCCGCUAA
Bipolaris maydis ATCC 48331 is the source of this 697-nucleotide messenger RNA. RefSeq lists its product as uncharacterized. NCBI's taxonomy places the organism in Eukaryota, Fungi, Ascomycota, Dothideomycetes, Pleosporales, Pleosporaceae. The record is from RefSeq and is a predicted model, not a curated record.